Messenger RNA from Nematostella vectensis (starlet sea anemone), 3250 nucleotides. RefSeq lists its product as uncharacterized. The record is from RefSeq and is a predicted model, not a curated record. Bases 589 to 2148 code for a protein of 519 amino acids. Lineage: Eukaryota; Metazoa; Cnidaria; Anthozoa; Actiniaria; Edwardsiidae. The transcript has 2 exons.
GAGACAAUGAGCUACGACUCGGUAAUUGGAGUGCUUACUCUAACCCUCUUAGCUGAAAUCUCAAGAAUUUAUAAGACUGCUUUGAGGCGAAGUCGGGAGAUGGCUUUUAAAAAUCUUGAUAAAAUUCUUCCUUUUUUCUGGAGAGGUCAGUAUGUAAGAAGCCUUCCCUGAUAAAAAAAAACAUAUGGGGGGACUUAUAUAUUUCGUGAUAACUCUUGACUUCAAAAAAAUAUUAUGAACACAAUAACGCUUUGUUAACUCCAAAUAUUUACGGUUGGUAUCUAUGGCACACAAUUGACCAAACAAAGGAAAAUAAUGGCGUGUCCACAUCAAAGCACCCGGUCGAAUAAAAAUACUACCAAGAAAAGUCUGCCUCGAGCGGAAUAUUUAUUUCACAUUUCUGAAAGUUCCAAGCUAAAUACCGAGUAUUAACGCCUCGCGAUUGAGUGGGAGUUUGCAAGGGACAAUAACUGGCAGAUGGCUAGACCACCAAGAGACGAAGAAGAAAGUGGAAAAAUAACUAACGAUUUCAUUAAUUAAGCCAGUCAAAGAGCGAGCAGAACGAGCCAGGACGCCGCGUAAAGUUUCAUGAAAAAUUGUCAAAUGUUCCCUCCGCCUUUAACACCAGAUUUAAACAGAAACACAAAACCGAAUCUAUUAAUUUCCUUUGACAGACUACAACAAAACAUCGACGGUAUUCUACAAAGAGAUGUUAUUGACUGUAAAGUGAGAAACUUAGUUGGAUUAUUAAGUAGUAAUUCAAGAUUAUAUGUUGAUAAAGCGGGGAAUAAUUUUAAAGGUAAACAGCGAAAUCUGGCGACGGACUUGAGAGUUAGAUAUAGCGAGAGUUUCAACCAUGGCGACUCUUGGUUCAAGAGAGAGUGUGAUAUGAAGGGAAAGGGGACAAAUAAACACUUGUCCCGUCUGUGCCUGGAUGCACAAAUAUCCGAGACAAGUAAAAUAAAAAGUGGGGAAAUUACACCAUUUCAAGAGAGUGGAAAAGACAGCGACGACAGUAAUGAAUCGAUUUGUUUGGAUAAAGACUUAAGUGAAAAAAGACACACGAGCACUAAAGGAAAGUUUGCGAAUAUGGAGAAGCGUUUGACUAAAAAGGCCAGAAGGAAUACCACAAAUGCAAAGCAAAGGAGGAUUUCUUGUGAUUAUGCGCAUGGGAUAAAACCGCUGCCUAGCAACGGCUGGUGGGCUAAUAAGGACGACGAUUCUGAAUCAGACAGCGAGACAAACACCGAAACUACAGCAAAUAGAGAGAUUUCAAACGAGGAUUUGAAAAUCAUAGCAAACAAAACGGACUAUCCGACCAAGCCCGAACACUAUCCGACAGAGACUAAAUAUUAUCCCACCGAGAUCAAGCAUUAUUCGACAGAGACUGAUAAUUACCCGAGCAAGUCCGAGCAAUAUACGACUGAGACCGAGCACUAUCGAUCGGCGUCCGAGCCUACCAGAUUUAUCGCCGACUCGGACGCGAACCUCGGUACUUCAUUCUUCUACUUAACAAACUCCGACUGUAAUACACAGUCGAACCAAGCUAAAACUACCAAAAACGAAAUUAAAGGGAAAAGCAAUAAUAAUCAUUCGGCUGUGUCGCUCGGGAGAAUAGAAAUUGAAGACUCAGAAAAUAGCAUGAUUGCUGAGCCAGCGGAAGUUGGUUUUGGUGGGCUCAUUACAAGGCCUCAGAUACCAAAAACACUCUCGUUAGAUUGUGGCAUUCUCCUCGAGUACAAAGACAGUGUCGGGAGUAGAUUUGGUUCCCUGGAGGAUACCAGGAUUGUUCCAGACUUCACGAGCCUUGCAGAACAAUACAAGGGCAAGCAUGCUCCGGUGAGUGAAGCGAAUCAGACUAAAUACGGGCGAACAAUCAGGGAUGGAGUAGCCAAACGCACGGAAAAUGCAAGAAAUGGUAGAAACAUGAACAGAAAGUUAGAGCAACCGACGAAAUUCAGGCUGAAGCACACACAUAGCAGAUGUUCACGUGUCAAAUAUGAAGAAGCCGCUGGCCAGGGGGAUGGCCGGCUCCUCCCGACAACCCUGACAAAGUCAAGCAAGAGCGCGUUCUCUUUAAUGUCUCCUUAUAUGGCAACCGUCGUCUGGUCUGUGAUGCAGGAUGAAAAUAUUGACGAGCUAGCCUGAUUGGUUAAUUCAUGACAUCAAAUUAUUGACGAGCUAGCUUUAUUGGUUAAUUUAUGACGGCACAUUAUUGACGAGCUAGCCUGAUUGGUUAAUUCAUGACAUCAAAUUAUUGACGAGCUAGCUUUAUUGGUUAAUUUAUGACGGCAUAUUAUUGACGAGCUAGCCUGAUUGGUUAAUUCAUGACGGCACAUUAUUGACUAACUAGCCUGAUUGGCUGGUAUAACUAGAAAGACUACAGGCAAGCUGUAGAAAAUCUAGAUGGUCUGCGUAGGCGUGGUGUAGACAAGGUAUGAAUCAACACAAGGUUGAAAAAGUAUGUUAAACGCCUCUGUGAAACAGCGCAACGACUGUUUCACAGAGGCGUUUAACAUACCUUUGCAACCUUGUGUUGAUUCAUACCUAGCCUGAUUGGUUAACUUUUGACGGCACAUUACUGACGAGCUAGCCUGAUUGGUUGGUUAGAUAGAUAGAUGGAUGGGUGGGUGGGUGGGUAGGUAGGUAGACUUUUAUUUGGGGUAACACUUAAUAUCUAAACAGACAAUUUACACGUGAUUGGUUGAUUCAUGACGGCACAUUAUUGACGAGCAAGCCUGAUUGGUAAAUUCAUGACGGCACAUUUUUGACGAGCAAGCCUGAUUGGUUAAUUCAUGACGGCACAUUUUUGACGAGCAAGCCUAAUUGGUUAAUUCAUAACGGCACAUUAUGAAAUCUAGUCCUUAGCGGAAAAAGUGCGUAGACACUGAUUAAUUCCGGAAACACGUGUUAUUCGUAUUGUCCCCUUUGUAGAACCCAUUGCUCUUUACUAUGUGAAGGAUGUGAUAUCUCGAAAUAGUUCUGUACGCCUGUCCCGUGGGCCUGAUCUGGUUCCCUGUGGUGGAUGAUCUGUGUGUCGUCACGGUCAACCCUCUUCCCUUUCAGCGAUCUGAGCUCGUCCCAGACUUUGCGCAGUUGAUCAACAACCACAGGUAACCUGAUCAAAACGUAGGGACCAGGCUUAGCUCGAAGAGCAUUAGAAUACACCAGGACGGCCAGAACUAGAGUUGACAUCAUCUCAGGUUAUCCUGAUCUAUACGGUAUUGCCAAAUAAAGCUAACUUACCUUG